CCUGGCGUUGGGGCUCCGGGGCCUGGCGCUGGGGCUCCCGGGGCCUGGCGCUGGGGCUCCCGGGGCCUGGCGCUGGGGCUCCCGGGCCUGGCGCUGGGGCUCCCGGGGCCUGGCGUUGGGGCUCCCGGGCCUGGCGUUGGGGCUCCGGGGCCUGGCGCUGGGGCUCCCGGGGCCUGGCGCUGGGGCUCCCGGGGCUCCUCACAACCGGGGUGUCCUGGGCCUCGUCCGGCCCGGCCCGGCCCCUGCCAGCUUUGUAACGGCAACGCCUGCGGCUGCGUGAGGGGGAAAGGAGAAAACACGGGCAGCAAGGAGGCGAGAGGGAUUAGAUGAUCUUUGUGUUCAGCGAGCGAAAACGCAGUCCGAAGUAUGGUUUGAUCUUCAAAGGAGCCGAGCCUUGAGUCACAGCAGUCCCAUUGCUCCAUCGCUGACUUUCAAUUUUUUUCCAAUACAGGCCUUUGUAACUGAGCGCAAACAGACCAUGCCUCUUCCAGAAACCAUGUUCUGUGCUCAGCAGAUCAAAAUCCCCCCCGAGCUACCUGAUAUUCUGAAGCAAUUUACUAAAGCUGCUAUUAGGACUCAGCCUCGUGAUGUUUUGCGGUGGUCAGCUGCGUAUUUUUCAGCAUUGUCAAAAGGCGAGCCUCUUCCUGUGAAGGAAAGGAUUGAAAUGCCUUUACCGACAGAGAAAACAGAUGCUGGUUUGACCCCAGGACUCCUUAAAAUCUUGCACAAGCAGCUGUCUCCCAAAGGCAUGGUGAGUGUUGCAGAACUGAAGGAGAGAUGGCAGCACUUGUGCUUGCCAGAGGAGCAGCUGAAAGCUAUCCUGCAGCUGGACGACUUUGGUGAGGAGGUGGAGUGGAUGAAGGUUCUGGCACUCGGGUGCAGCGUGCUCGGCGGGUCCUUGCUGAGUUCAAUGAAACAUGCCUGCGAAAUCUUAACAAGUGACCCAGAAGGAGGAGCAGCUCGCGUUCCCUUCGAAACAUUCGCGUUCCUCUACUCCUAUUUGGCCAGUAUUGAUGGGGAGAUACCAGAGGAGAAAACAGAAGCAUUCCUCCAUGGAAUUAAAGAGCAAGCUGACAAACAAACUGGCAUGGUGCUCCUCAGAAACUUUCUUACACAGCCCUCAACACUGUUUUGAUCAAGCCUAUUCUUCAGCACCACGGGAGAAAAAAAAGAAUAAUAAAUACUUGCAAGAAAAUAA
Tyto alba (common barn owl) is the source of this 1198-nucleotide messenger RNA. RefSeq names its product rhophilin associated tail protein 1 like (gene ROPN1L). NCBI's taxonomy places the organism in Eukaryota, Metazoa, Chordata, Aves, Strigiformes, Tytonidae. The coding region runs from base 479 to 1135 and encodes 218 amino acids. The record is from RefSeq and is a predicted model, not a curated record. The transcript has 7 exons.